GUUCAUGAACCUUCGAGCCCUUUUCCUUGUAGUCAGAGACGUUCAAAUUGCAUCCCAUUUCCGGAAGUUCGUCGAUAACGCAUGCGCCCUAACAUGGUGUUUCUUGACCCCCCUUUCUUCCUUCGCAUCUGCGCAUUUUCCAGGCCCGAGGAGAAUUUCCCUCACAGCCGACGAGGCUGUUUUCUCCCUACGUUCCCAAGAAUCGUCGCGUAGUUUCGUCGACCGUACGAGCGAACAAAUUUCUUCUCUGCGACUACGUACAAUCUUCUUUCGCAUUUCUUUACUCGAUUAAUUUUUCUUCCUAAGGAUGUACAAAACCGUGAGAAAAGGCGAUGCCAGUCUACAAUACAUGAUCUUACCACAAAGUGAUCAAUUCACUUCAAACGGAUUAUCACAGACAAAAUCGACGAUUCCGGCGAACAGAAAAUUACCAUUGAGACUCCUCAAGUAUAUGAUAUGCACGCUUUUGGUGGUCGUAUUUCUUUGCGUUGCAACGCGAUUCCUGAACAAUCAGAACGAUCACAAUCUCUUUGCCGGCACGAUACUGGUUAUGGGUAGGGUCGGCUAUGAAACAACAACAACAACGACGAUGACGGCAACAGCGACGGCGACGGCGACGGCGAUGACGACGAUGACGACGGCAACAACGACAACGACUAGCACGUCGACGUCCGGUAGUACGUCAACGACAACCGAAAACGCGUUGAAAAGUGAUAAGAUCAGCGAAGAAGAAGAGGAAGAAGAAGAAGAAGAGGAAGAGGAGGAGGAGAUAGCCGAGAAAAAUAGAUACCAAGUUCCGAUCACGACGACGAGGCCAAGGACAACGACCAUGAUGAUAACGUCGACUAGUGCUUCUUUAAAAAAUAAAGAUUUUGACGAUCGAACGAUGCCGAUCGAUUCAUUCAGGAAUGAUGAUUUUGAGCCUGCCGAUACCAUAUCUCCAGCACUACCGACAACAUAUUACCAGAGGACACUGUUAUGGACGAAGCAAGAAUUCCGACUGAUUCGUCGAUGAAUACACGACAGACUAGUUCUUAUUCGAGUUCUCAAUCUUCCUCAUUCUCGACUCUAUCCUCGGAAUCCUCGAAGUCCAUGUUGAGCAGCAUCGAACCCUCGGAAAUGACGAAAACGUCCUCUGGAACGGCCAGGAAAGGAAAAAUGCCACGAG
Vespa velutina is the source of this 1168-nucleotide messenger RNA. RefSeq names its product bypass of stop codon protein 1-like. The record is from RefSeq and is a predicted model, not a curated record. Bases 308 to 1015 code for a protein of 235 amino acids. The transcript has 4 exons. Lineage: Eukaryota; Metazoa; Arthropoda; Insecta; Hymenoptera; Vespidae.